This is a messenger RNA of Aspergillus caelatus, 744 nucleotides long. Its product is annotated as enoyl-CoA hydratase/isomerase family protein. Gene Ontology annotation, molecular function: delta(3)-delta(2)-enoyl-CoA isomerase activity; enoyl-CoA hydratase activity. The record is from RefSeq and is a predicted model, not a curated record. Bases 1 to 744 code for a protein of 247 amino acids. NCBI's taxonomy places the organism in Eukaryota, Fungi, Ascomycota, Eurotiomycetes, Eurotiales, Aspergillaceae. Gene Ontology annotation, cellular component: peroxisome. The transcript is spliced from 4 exons. Gene Ontology annotation, biological process: fatty acid beta-oxidation.
AUGGCAGAAUUCCGGGCAAUAGGGAGUUUUGAGAAUCUGAGUCUCGAGCGACGAGGCUGUGUUUUCAUGAUCACCAUGGAGCUCGGUGCUGAGAAUCGAUUGACGGCCAAGUUCUGCCAGGAGCUGAUUCGUGCCUUCAAUACUGUGCGUCAAACGCUUGGCAAGAACUCAGCAGGCGCAGUUAUUACUAGAGGGAACAACGCAAAAUUCUUUUGCACAGGUCUCGACCUGGAUGAGGCCGAACAAAACCCUCAUGCUACCACUGAGGGCUUUUACCCUCUAUUGCAUACCAUCCUGGACUUCCCGUUUCCAACCAUCGCACUUCUUACCGGCCAUACCUUUGGUGGCGGUUGCCCUGUAGCAUUUGCCCACGACUACCGUGUAAUGAAUUCCGAACGAGGGUUCAUUUCGAUGCCUCCCGUGGACCUAGGAAUGUAUUUCCCCGGUGUCGGAGUCCUUCCCCGGUUAAAGCUGCGCCCACAGAUUGCGCGAAAGGUACUGCUUGAGGGUCAUCGCUUCACUGGCGAAGAGGCCUUGCGGGAUGGCCUGGUCGAUUUCAUUGCCCAACCAGAUGACAUGCUGGCGGUCGCUUCCGAACUGGCAGCCAAGUGGGCGCCAAAGGCCAAAGCCGGAGUAUAUGCGCUUCUCCGAUCGGAACUUAACGGCGAGAUGACCAGGGCUGUGCAGCAGAUCAGCCAUGUUUACGGUCGGUCUACGUUUCUUCCUGGCAAGACAAAAUUAUGA